Paramecium pentaurelia is the source of this 1916-nucleotide messenger RNA. NCBI's taxonomy places the organism in Eukaryota, Ciliophora, Oligohymenophorea, Peniculida, Parameciidae. The record is from the annotation of a GenBank genome assembly.
AUGGGAGGUAAAUGUUGUAGAGACGAUAAUAUACAAAUAAAAGGUUUAAGUAAAGAAAUUUCAAGUAGAUGAAAUCUUAACAGCUCAGAAUCCAGAUGCUACUGCACCACUAAAUCCAGAAUUAAAAAAGUCACUUUCCUAAUAAGGAAAAAAGGAAUCUCAAGUUGAAGAUUUACAACUUCCAACAGAGAAUAAGUAGAAAGAAUAUGCGGUGGGAAGUGAAUUAGAAUAAGAACCAAAAUAAGAAAAGCCAGUGGACACAAUAAUUUAGGAACAAAUAUCUAAGGUUCCAGAUAUAGUUUAAACUCAAAAUAUGACUAAUGAAUAGAGUAAUCAAUUGUUUGUAGAUAUAGUUAAAAAUGAAGUACAGAGUUAAAAUUAAACCGAUAAUUGUGUUAAAUCAUAAGGAAAAGUAUUCAAAUUCGGUGUUGAUACUUUUGUUAAAGAAAAAGAAGGUUUAAUUGGCACUCAUUAUAAUUUUGGUAAAGUCUUAGGAUAAGGUGCCUUUGGUAAAGUUUGGAAGGCAACAAAUAAAACAACUGGUCUUAUCAGAGCUAUAAAAUAAAUUAAGAAGAACUCUAUUAUCAAAGAGGAGGAAUCAAGAUUGUUUUCUGAGAUGAAUAUAUUAAAGAAUUUAGAUCAUCCACAUAUUGUAAAAUUAUUUGAAUUGUUUCAAGAUGAAAAUAAUUAUUACUUGGUGACUGAGUAAUAAAUUCAAUCAAUAUAGAUAUUUAUCAGGAGGAGAACUAUUUGAUAGGAUAAAAAAGAUGUCAUCAUUUAGUGAGAGUAUAGCUGCAGAUUACAUUAGAUAAAUUUUAUUAGCAACAGUACAUUGUCAUGAAUAAUAAAUUGUACAUAGAGAUUUAAAACCAGAAAACAUUAUAUUUAUAAAUGAAGAUCCAUAAUCUUAACUAAAAGUUAUUGAUUUUGGAACAUCAAGAAAGUUUGACAAUUCAAAAACUAUGAGCAAAAGAUUAGGAACUGUAUUUAUAUCUCUUAAAUCAGCCUUAUUAUAUAGCACCUGAAGUAUUAGGUCAUUCAUAUACAGAAAAAUGUGACAUCUGGUCUUGUGGUGUCAUUUUAUAUAUUCUAUUAUGUGGUUAUCCACCUUUUGUUGGUAAAACAGAAAAUCAAAUAUUAGAAAGAGUUAAAAUUGGUAAAUUUACAUUUGAUCGUAAAUUAAUUAUAUUAUCUUUUAGCCGAAGAUUGGGAUUCUAUUUCAAAGGAAGCUAAGGCAUUUAUUACAAAAUUAUUGAGAGUAGAUCCUAAUAAAAGAUUGUCUGCAAAAUAGGCUUUAGAAGAUCCUUGGUUAGUUAAAUAUGCUCCCUCAACUUAAGUAAAUCGUAAGGUCUUAGAUAACAUUCGUUAAUUUUAAGUAAAUCCUUAUAAUAUAUAAUCAAUAUAGGCUUAAACAGUAUUAAAAUAAGCAUUAAUGUCUUAUAUGAUAACAUAAAUGUCAACAUAAAAAGAAAUUUAAGAGUUACAAAAAGAAUUUCAAAGAUUAGAUAUAAAUAAUGAUGGAUUCUUAUCAAAAGAAGAAUUUCUAAGAGGUUACCUUUAGAUUUAGAAUGAUUUAAAAUUGGCUUAAGAAGAAGUUGAAAAAAUCUUAGAAAUGAUAGAUAUAAAUAGAUCAGGGUUGAUAGAUUUUUCAGAGUUUUGUAUGGCAGCUAUGAAUUAAGAAAAACUACUAUCAGUUUAAAGAGUAGAAUAAGCAUUUAAAAUAUUUGAUUAAGUAUAUCAACUCCAUAUAAAAUUAGAAUGGAGAUGGAUUUAUUUCAAAAAAAGAAUUAGAAGCUGUAAUGGGAGAUUUAGGUGAAGAUAUAUGGAAUUAAAUACUAACUGAUUGUGAUAAUAAUGGUGAUGGAUAGAUAUCGUAUGAAGAAUUUGUAAAAAUGCUAAAAAAUAAAAAACUUUGA